GCGGGGAUCGAUCUUCAACGAAGCCAAGAAGCUUAGCCGCCUCAGCGUAGUCGAUAACAACAAUAUUGCGAUCAUCCACUUUUCAAUGAUUUUCUCCAAAUUUUGAGUAGUUGUUCGUUUGCUAGAAUUUAUUCGAGAAAUUUGCAGGUGAAAGGUCUGGAGAAUUUUCUUCUUUGGAGAUUGAUAGUGACGCAGUUCAAUGGAAGAAGAGGAAGAAGACAGGAUUUUACUGAGCACUUUAGGCGUCACGUCGGCCAAUCCUGUAGAUAUUGAGCGUGACCUCAUAGAGAAGGCGAGAGAAGAUGCAGGAGACUCUCAUAAAGUUGCUGCAGACAUUGAGGAACAUGACACUGUAAAGAGCAAUGGGACCUCAUCUCAUGGCCAUGGUAACUUGGUUAACAAAUUGAGGGCAGUUAACCUUGAAUUAGAUGCUGUUAGAUCUGCUGUAGAACAGUUAGAGGACUUCAAGAGAGACAAGGAUCAACUUUCGGAUGAGGAUGACAAGACAGAGCAGGAUAAUGCAGAAGGGGAUACAAUUGUUCGUCAGUCAUCAUCAAGUGUGACCCUUCAGCAUGCUCUUGCCACAGAUCGAUUAGACAGCCUGCUAAAAACGAGGGCUCAGCUUGAGAAAGAGAUCUCCGAAUCUUUUAAGAGUAACCAAGAUGAUGACAGGUUGAUAAGAAACCUUGUAAAAGAAGUGCCCAAAUCUAAGCGAGGAUUGAAAGAGGUUGAUAAUAUAAGCCGUAAUAAGAACAAGCGGCUUAAAAAAGUUUCAGUAGAUGAUGACGAUGAUGAUUUUGAAGCCAUUCUGAAUGCAACAUCUGCGGGGUUUGUGGAGACUGAAAGGGAUGAGCUAAUUCGGAAAGGAAUUUUAACUCCUUUUCACAAGCUUAAAGGAUAUGAACGUCCUAUCCAUGAGCCUGGAUCAUCCAGUAUGCACGUAGCAUCUGAGGAUCCAAUGGAAUAUAAUGAUCUUGCUUCCUCCAGCAUAGCCAGGGCUGUCCAGUCAAUUUCGAAGGCCUCAAAAGCACGCCCGGCAACCAAAAUGCUUGAUCCUGAAGAAGUACCUAAACUUGAUGCACCCAGCUUCCCAUUUCAAAGACUUCAGACUCCUUUGAAGAUCCCUCAGUCCCUCAAAACAGAAUCAGACAAGGUCAAAGAAAUUACAAGAACGAAAAGAAGGCCUCAACCUGGGAAGAAGUGGAAAAGGUUGAUUUCCCGUGAGGAAAAGCUCGAGGAAGAAGGUGAUUUGAAGACUUCCAGUAACAGAGAUGAUAACCUUGAAGGUGUAGAAGAUGUGGAUGAUGAGGAAUCUUCAUUUGUUACGCUUGAGGGGGGAUUAAAAAUCCCAGAAACAAUUUUUAGCAAACUUUUUGACUAUCAGAAGGUUGGUGUCCAAUGGUUAUGGGAACUUCAUUGUCAAAGAGCAGGUGGAAUAAUUGGGGAUGAGAUGGGCCUUGGUAAAACAAUACAGAUCUUGGCCUUUCUCGGAUCAUUGCAUUUCAGUGGAUUGUACAAACCCAGCAUUAUUAUUUGUCCAGUCACACUCCUACGGCAGUGGAAGCGAGAAGCUAAGAAAUGGUACCCAGACUUCCAUGUGGAGUUAUUACAUGAUUCUGCACAGGAAACACCCUGUAGAAAAAAGCAACCAAGAUCAAGUGACAGUGAUAGUGAUUCUGAUGAUUUGAGUGAUGGUGAUUAUGAAGAAAAAUCAUCGUCAAAAAGCACUAACAAGUGGGAUUCUUUGAUAAAUCGUGUCAUGAGAUCAGAGUCUGGACUACUGAUAACCACGUAUGAGCAACUUCGCCUGCAAGGGGAUAAAUUGCUUGAUAUUGAAUGGGGAUAUGCAGUUUUAGAUGAAGGACAUCGAAUUCGGAAUCCAAAUGCUGAGGUUACUCUUGUUUGCAAACAGUUGCAGACUGUUCAUCGCGUAAUAAUGACUGGUGCUCCUAUUCAGAACAAGCUAUCUGAGUUGUGGUCUUUAUUUGAUUUUGUGUUCCCUGGGAAGUUGGGUGUCUUGCCAGUGUUUGAGGCAGAGUUUGCGGUUCCCAUAUCUGUUGGUGGUUAUGCCAAUGCAACUCCAUUACAAGUAUCCACUGCCUACAGAUGUGCUGUUGUCCUACGUGACUUAAUCUUGCCUUAUCUCCUACGCCGAAUGAAGGCAGAUGUAGAUGCUCACCUUACAAAGAAGACUGAACAUGUCCUCUUCUGCAGUCUUACUCAUGAGCAGAGAUCUGUGUAUCGUGCUUUUCUUGCUAGCUCGGAAGUUGAACAAAUUUUUGAUGGAAGCAGAAACUCUUUAUAUGGAAUUGAUGUUAUGCGUAAAAUUUGUAACCAUCCCGACCUUCUUGAGAGAGAACAUUCUCAUGGAAAUCCAGAUUAUGGGAAUUUCAAACGCAGUGGAAAAAUGAAGGUUGUUGCUGAAGUACUUAAUGCAUGGAAAGAUCAGGGACACCGCGUUCUUCUUUUUGCACAAACAACUCAGAUGCUUGACAUCAUGGAGAAUUUUCUUGUUGCCAGUGGCUAUAUUUAUAGGAGAAUGGAUGGUAUGACUCCUGUGAAACAGAGAAUGGCCCUGAUAGACGAGUUUAACAAUACAGAUGAUGUAUUCAUUUUCAUUUUAACAACCAAGGUUGGUGGUCUGGGAACAAAUUUGACUGGUGCUAACAGAGUGAUAAUCUUUGACCCCGACUGGAAUCCCUCAACAGAUAUGCAGGCUAGAGAACGUGCUUGGCGUAUUGGCCAAAAAAAAGAUGUAACAGUCUAUAGAUUGAUUACUCGUGGAACCAUUGAAGAGAAGGUUUAUCAGAGGCAGAUAUAUAAGCAUUUCCUGACAAAUAAGAUAUUGAAGAAUCCGCAGCAGAGAAGAUUUUUUAAAGCCCGUGACAUGAAGGAUCUUUUCAUAUUGAAUGAUGAUGGCGAUGGUGGCUCUACUGAAACAUCUAGCAUUUUUAGCCAGAUAUCUCACAAAGUAAAUAUUGUUGGAGCUAGCAAAGAUAAGCAGGAUGAGUCGACUCCCGUGAAACCUAGCACAUCCAAAACAGAUGCUUUAACAAUUGAUUUAGAAAACGAGGUAGGUAAAAACAUUGGUCAAGACAAAGCCAGUUGCAGUGAUGCGAAAGCAGAUGAAGAGACAAACUUUUUGCAGACUCUCUUUGAUACCCACGGGAUUCAUAGCGCUGUAAACCAUGAUGCAAUUAUGAAUGUAAAUGAUGAAGAGAAGAUGAAGCUUGAGGAGGAGGCCUCAAAGGUAGCCCAAAGAGCCUCGGAAGCAUUGCGACAAUCACGAAUGCUCCGGAACCGAGAAAAUAUAACCGUUCCAACAUGGACUGGAAAAUCAGGAGCUGCUGGUGCACCAUCAUCAGUGAGGAGGAAAUUUGGCUCCACAGUUAAUUCCCACUUGGUAACUUUGAGGCAAUCAGAAGUAGUUUCAAAUAAUGGUGCCAGCAAGUUAAAUAGAUUUGCUGCUGGUGCGUCUUCUGGUGAAGCCUUAUCUUCCGGAGAGUUGUUAGCUAGGUUAAAAAGAAACCAAGAACAAGCUGUCAGUGAUGGUCUUGAACAUCAGCUAGCUAUUGGUACACCUUCCAAUGGAAGAGAACGGUCCGCAGCUAACAGUCAUUCUAGAUCAGCAAGCAACACUGUAGUACUUCCAGAACUUCUGAUUCGUCAAAUCUGUUCUUUCAUUCAGCGACAAGGUGGGAGCUCAACUUCAGCCACAAUAGUGGAUCACUUCAAAGACAGGAUACCUUCAAAAGAUUUGCCUUUGUUCAAGAGUCUUCUCAAGGAGAUAGCUUCAUUGGAGAAAAACCCUAGUGGAUCAUAUUGGGUUCUGAAGCCAGAAUAUCACGAUCAAUGAUGUCCACUGAAGCCGUUCUUCUUGGAAAUCUUCUUCUGUUUCACGAUGGGACACUCAUAUUUGCUGAACUAACAGGAACACCACCCUCUGGACAACGUUUUUGAUGUACAGGGAACAUUACUUGGCCUUUUGUCAUUCAUUGCCACACACCAGGUGGUUAAAGUGAAGUAUCUUCACAGUUUUGAGUAAAUUUUUUCUGGCUUGGUGGGCGCUGUGAUUGUUGGCAUGUCGCAGGUUCUCAUCUUCUCGUAUAAAUUCAUUUUAAGUUGAUUUAAGUGCGUCCGAAGAUGGUUUAUUGUGGUGCUCAGAGUUUUCAUGUGAUGAAUAUCAUCAUGUCGUGAGCAACGAAUGAUAUUGGAAGUAAUCUUCCGACUUACAAAUUGUGAAUUUAUGUGGUGUAGAAAAUGGAACUAUGAGGGCUAUUGUAAGAUUAAAAUUUUCAAAGUUGAAGGACACCAUGAAGGGUGGGGUUAGGGAUUUGAGAUCUCUCAAUAUUCAUUUGAAAUAUAUAUAUAAAAAAAAAAUCAUUUCGCG
This is a messenger RNA of Salvia hispanica, 4390 nucleotides long. It is a transcript of the gene CHR8, whose product is annotated as chromatin remodeling 8. Gene Ontology annotation, biological process: transcription-coupled nucleotide-excision repair. Gene Ontology annotation, molecular function: ATP binding; ATP-dependent activity, acting on DNA. Lineage: Eukaryota; Viridiplantae; Streptophyta; Magnoliopsida; Lamiales; Lamiaceae. Gene Ontology annotation, cellular component: nucleus. The record is from RefSeq and is a predicted model, not a curated record.